UGCAAAGCAUAUGCCGAUAGUGCUUACUACGCCGUUGAAAAUAAAGAUGAUCUACGGAAAAAAUAUUUCAAAACUAGUAGUUUGAAUCAUAUUAAAGAUCUCCAAGAUGCCUUUUGGGGAAUUGAAAAAGGAUGCGAUAUUAGUAGAGAUAAUAUCGGCAUUCAAUGUGAGGGCGAAGGCGCUGAUUGUCCCUUUGGAAGAGUUGCUUUCACAAUUCCUUCAGAGAAUAAAGUUUAUGUGUGCCCUCAGUUUUUCACCUAUAGCCUUCCUUCGUCAGCCCGUACCCUUAUCCAUGAGAUGUCACAUCUCGACUCCAGCUCGGUCAAGAACAAGCCCUUUGGAACGCUGAUAAUUACGCCUGGUUCGCCUACAAUGCUCAUACAGACGGCGGUUCAUCCUCUCAAAGCUGCAGCGUUCCAAAUACCGGCGGCGGUCAUCCAAAUCCAGUCGUUUAUGUGCGUCCUCCCAACACUGGUCAUUCACAUGCAGGCGGCGGUUAUCCAAUUCCAGUCGUUCCUGUGCGUCCUCCCAACACUGGUUAUUCACAUGCAGGCGGCGGCUAUCCAAUUCCAGUCGUUCAUGUGCAUCCUCCCAACACUGGUUGUUCACAUGCAGGCGGCGGCUAUCCAUAUCCCUACCCUACUCCCCAUUAUGGUGGCGGCCGUUACUCAGGCUCUGAUGAAUUAA
Molecule: messenger RNA, 687 nt
Organism: Pyricularia pennisetigena
Lineage: Eukaryota; Fungi; Ascomycota; Sordariomycetes; Magnaporthales; Pyriculariaceae
Exons: 2
Molecular function (GO): metalloendopeptidase activity
Source: RefSeq, a predicted model, not a curated record